Messenger RNA from Nestor notabilis (Kea), 1282 nucleotides. RefSeq names its product G protein-coupled receptor 180 (gene GPR180). Gene Ontology annotation, biological process: G protein-coupled receptor signaling pathway; response to pheromone. The transcript is spliced from 8 exons. The annotation marks the transcript as partial. The record is from RefSeq and is a predicted model, not a curated record. Lineage: Eukaryota; Metazoa; Chordata; Aves; Psittaciformes; Psittacidae.
UUGAUUUUAUUUUUUAAAUAUCAAGGUGACCAUGCUGUUCUGUGUGUCAGAAUCAAGAACGUAGCAGUAGCUGUGACAAAAGCAGCUAGACUUCACCUGUUUCAAGCACAGGAAUGGCAGAAGCUGCAGAAUGACAUCGAAGAUCAGAGCUGUACAGAGAAGUUCUCCAAAGCUCAGCUGACAAUGACUGUGAACCACACAGAGCAAAAUCUGACAGUGUCCCAGAUUCCUUAUCCGGAAACAUGGUAUGUGUUUUAUGUAGACAAGUUUACCUGCGAGGAGAAUUAUUCUGAAUCCGAGGAUAUUCAGUUUGAAAUGGUCUUACUAAACCCAGAUGCAGAAGGCAAUCCAUUAGAUCACUUUAGCGCAGGGGAAUCUGGUUUACAUGAAUUCUUUUUCCUGCUUGUCCUAGCAUACUUCAUAACUGCUUGCAUAUAUGCGCAGUCCCUAUGGCAAACACUUAAGAAGCGUGGACCUAUGCAUACUGUAUUAAAGGUGUUGACAGUUGCAUUACUGUUGCAGGCUGGUUCAGCUUUUGCCAACUACCUGCAUUUCUCAAGCUAUUCCAAAGAUGGAAUAGGAGUACCUUUUAUGGGAAGUCUGUCAGAAUUGUGUGACAUAGUCUCACAGAUACAAAUGCUAUAUUUAUUGUUGAGUCUGUGUAUGGGUUGGACAAUAGGCAGAAUGAAGAAAUCUCAUGGCAGACCUCUUCAGUGGGAUUCCACUCCAGCAUCUACUGGCAUUGCUGUAGUAGUUGUCAUUACACAGACCUUUUUACUAAUCUGGGAGCAGUUUGAAGACACGAAUCACCACAGCUACCAUUCACACCAUGGCUUAGCAAGCGGACUGCUUAUUGUCCUCAGAGUUUGCCUAGCUUUGUCACUGACUGCUGGUCUUUACCAGAUCAUCACAGUGGAGAGAAGCACACUGAAAAGGGAGUUCUAUAUCACCUUUGCCAAAGCCUGCAUUCUCUGGUUUUUGUGCCACCCAUGUCUUGCAACCAUUGCUGUAAUAUUCAGAGAAUAUCAAAGAGAAAAGGUUAUUACCAUGGGUGUUAUCCUCUGUCAGUGUAUCUCCAUGGUUGUCCUCUACAGACUUUUUCUCUCUCAUAGUCUAUAUUGGGAAGUAUCUUCACUGUCAUCAGUGACAUUGCCACUAACAGUAUCCUCUGGACAUAAAAAUCGACAUUACUUCUGAGAUGUUUAGGAAGAGGACCUUCUGUAAUAAAUGUGCAAUAAUGACUUAAAUAUACACAGGUGUGUCAUACAUUGGUUUCACUGGA